AUGGCGUUCUACCCAGACAUCUUGGUGACGGGGUCUUCGGGGCAUCUCGGCCAUGCCCUUAUGCUCUCCCUCGCGAAAUAUGGGUACACUGCACUGGGCAUCGACAUCCUCGCCUCGUCCACACCCAACACCCUCGUCGGCUCCAUCACAGACGAAACCUUUGUCAAUGGUGUCUUCACCACGUAUCCCUCAAUCCGGCAUAUCAUUCACACUGCAACCCUGCACAAGCCGCAUGUCACUACUCACACUAAGGCCACUUUCAUCCAGACCAACAUCACCGGCACCCUCACACUCUUGGAAGCUGCCGUAGCCGCACGGGAUAGGAAUCAUGACCAAGACGGUAACAGCAGCAGCGGUCAUACUAUGACUUUCAUUUUUCUCAGCACGACGUCCGCCUUUGGCACGGCUCUCAGCCCCAAGCCAGGCCAGCCCGCGGCGUGGAUCGACGAGGAUGUCGUCCCGCAGCCCAAGAACAUUUACGGCGUGACAAAAGUGGCCGCUGAGGACGUCUGCAGGCUAGUGCAUCUGCAGACAGGCCUGCCGGUGGUGGUGCUGAGGACGAGCCGGUUCUUCCCCGAGGAAGAUGACGAUGCAGAACGCAGCAGCGCCAUGGGGGCAGACAAUCUCAAGGUGUGCGAGCUGGCGUACCGCAGGGUCGACAUCGCGGAUGUGGUUGGUGCGUGCGUGGCCGCAGUGAGAAAGGCUGCCGCGGGCGAGGUGGGCUGGGGGAAGUAUAUCAUCAGCGCCCCCACACCGCUGACCAGAGAGGCAGAGACGCUGGCGCUGCUGAAUGCCGGAGAUGGGCCGGACAGCGUGGGAGAGGUUCUGGAGAGGGCUGUCCCGGGAUGCAAGAACGUCUUCCAAACCCAGAACUGGACGUUCCUAGGGAGAGUAGACAGGGUGUAUGAUUCUUCGAAGGCUGUGAGGGAACUGGGCUGGGUGCCAACGUAUACCUUUCAGAGGGCAGUGGAGGUACUGGCUAGGGGUGACGAGUGGAAGAGUGAGUUGAUGAGUAGGGUUGGGAGAAGAGGGUAUCACGAUAGGCCUACUGGGGUCUACACGGCUUGA
Molecule: messenger RNA, 1068 nt
Organism: Cryphonectria parasitica EP155
Lineage: Eukaryota; Fungi; Ascomycota; Sordariomycetes; Diaporthales; Cryphonectriaceae
Product: NAD(P)-binding protein
Exons: 1
Coding region: 1-1068 (355 amino acids)
Molecular function (GO): dTDP-glucose 4,6-dehydratase activity
Source: RefSeq, a predicted model, not a curated record